Messenger RNA from Lottia gigantea (owl limpet), 606 nucleotides. RefSeq lists its product as hypothetical. NCBI's taxonomy places the organism in Eukaryota, Metazoa, Mollusca, Gastropoda, Lottiidae. Gene Ontology annotation, molecular function: transmembrane signaling receptor activity. Bases 1 to 606 code for a protein of 201 amino acids. Gene Ontology annotation, biological process: toll-like receptor signaling pathway; inflammatory response; immune response. Gene Ontology annotation, cellular component: membrane. The record is from RefSeq and is a predicted model, not a curated record. The transcript has a single exon.
AUGACUGAACGAGUUUGUAUAAAGAACAGUCCUUUUUAUACGUCAAUAACUGGUGUUUGUUGUGUUAUACUUCUUUUAUUUAUCUUAGUAUCUAUUGUUUAUAAAUAUAGAUGGUUUAUCAAAUAUCAUAUUUAUAUCUGGCGACAUCAACCUAAACUCCUAAACAAUAUGGCGGAACGACAGUACCUCUAUGAUGUGUUUGUUUCAUACUCUGCUGCAGACCAAUGGGUCUUGGAUCAUCUGGUACCACAUUUAGAGGGUAAUGUGGGCAUAAAACUCUGUAUACAUGAAAGAGAUUUCCAGGGUGGUAGAUUGAUUAUAGAUAAUAUUGUAGAAUCGAUUGAAAAUAGUCGUCGUAUUUUAAUCAUAUUAAGUAAUAAUUUUGUUCGAAGUGAAUGGUGUCAAUUUGAAAUGACUUUAGCUCAGAAACACGUUUUAAAUCGAGUUAUAGAACCUUUAAGUGUAGUUUUAUUAGAAGAUAUUGACAGUGAAAAUAUGAGCAAUUCACUUCAUGCUUUAUUAAAGACAACUACUUAUAUAACUUGGUAUGAUGAUAUAGAAUAUAUUCACUUGUUUUGGGAUCGACUGAAGAAUUCUCUUAUUUAA